Messenger RNA from Drosophila hydei, 343 nucleotides. RefSeq names its product metallothionein-1. The transcript has 2 exons. Bases 123 to 248 code for a protein of 41 amino acids. NCBI's taxonomy places the organism in Eukaryota, Metazoa, Arthropoda, Insecta, Diptera, Drosophilidae. The record is from RefSeq and is a predicted model, not a curated record. Gene Ontology annotation, molecular function: metal ion binding.
CGGGUAGCAUCCGUGGAUUGUGCAUCAGUUGUGUUCUGCAGCAAAAGUGAAAGUGACUCAUCACUUAAGUGAAACCUAAAUUUUCUUGUGCUUUCAAGUGAAAAACUUAAAUAAAAAACAAAAUGCCUUGCCCAUGCGGAAGCGGUUGCAAAUGCGCCUCUCAGACCAACAAGGGUUCCUGCAACUGCGGCAACGACUGCAAAUGCGGCGGCGACAACAAGAGCAAGUGCGGCUGCUCCUCCAAGUGAACGCGUCAGCAGACCCUAUAGUUUUUAUAAUAAAUUAUAAUUAGAAUCGAUCUAUUGCUGGUUGUUCUUGCAAAGGCAACAUACAUAUACACACA